This is a messenger RNA of Oryzias melastigma (Indian medaka), 1246 nucleotides long. RefSeq names its product trafficking protein particle complex 5 (gene trappc5). Lineage: Eukaryota; Metazoa; Chordata; Actinopteri; Beloniformes; Adrianichthyidae. Gene Ontology annotation, biological process: endoplasmic reticulum to Golgi vesicle-mediated transport. The transcript is spliced from 3 exons. The coding region runs from base 134 to 700 and encodes 188 amino acids. Gene Ontology annotation, cellular component: TRAPPI protein complex; TRAPPII protein complex; TRAPPIII protein complex. The record is from RefSeq and is a predicted model, not a curated record.
AAUAGAAAAGGAAAAUCACAAUUUUCCAUGAGGACUCCGCUCCACUAGGGGGCGACAUCAACAAUCGAUAAAUAUUAACAUCCGUCAGGAAACGCAGGAGGAAAUCCAACUAAAAGCUAGAUUGAAGCAGAAAAUGGACACACGGUUUACUCGAGGGAAAUCCACCAUCCUGGAGCGACCCCUGACCCGACCCAAGACUGAAGUGAGCCUGAGCGCCUUUGCGCUCCUCUUCUCAGAGAUGGUCCAGUACUGUCAGAGCCGAGUGUACUCCGUAUCCGAGCUGCAGACACGGCUCUCUGAGAUGGGUCAAAGUGUGGGAGCCAGCAUGCUGGACGUCCUGGUGCUGAGAGAGAAGAACGGGAAGAGGGAAACCAAAGUCCUCAACAUGCUGCUCUUCAUUAAGGUUAACGUCUGGAGGUCCCUGUUUGGUAAAGAGGCGGAUAAGCUGGAGCAAGCCAACGAUGACGACAAGACUUACUACAUCAUUGAGAAGGAUCCACUCAUCAACACGUACAUCUCGGUUCCUAAGGAGAACAGCAGCUUGAACUGUGCUGCCUUCACGGCGGGCAUCGUGGAGGCCAUCCUCACACACAGUGGCUUCCCCGCUAAAGUCACUGCUCACUGGCACAAAGGCACCACCCUGAUGAUCAAGUUUAAUGAGUCUGUUAUAGUCAGAGACAAGGCUUUGGAUGGCAGAUAAGAGUGACUCCACGGUGAGUGUGAUGAGCUGAAUGAGGGGAAACCUUCAGGUCCAGUCAGAUUAUUUAUGGUGUGUGUCUGAAACAGGUUUACUCUGAAAAUUAAUGGAUGGAUGGAUGACGGUGCUUCACUGAAACUCAUAUACCUGGUUUACCUUCUAUGGUGACAUUAGCUCUUAAAAAGUCCCACCUGUUCUGUUCAAUAUAAGCUUUAUAAUAAAAACGCCGCAACAUUUUGGACAUCCAGGAUUUAAUAUAAACCACAAAUAUUUUUCAAACCUUCUAUUUUCUCUAAUUGGUUAAAAAUUGGAAGAAAAAAAAACAUGAGAUCUUCCAAACAAAGUAAGGGGCUCUGAUUUAUCUGGUUAGAUGUUUAUGCCCUUUAUUUCAAUUCAGUAAGAUGUUGUUUUUUGUUUGUUUUUUUGACAUCCAGACUUAUUUUUCGAUUUCAUUCCAUUUCAGCUAUUUUUUUGUGAAUGUGAAGCAUGACUUAUGUUCUAGUUUUUGUUCCUGGAAUAAAAUACUUUUACUACUUGUCAAUGUUAAAA